Molecule: messenger RNA, 1067 nt
Organism: Talaromyces stipitatus ATCC 10500
Lineage: Eukaryota; Fungi; Ascomycota; Eurotiomycetes; Eurotiales; Trichocomaceae
Product: extracellular matrix protein, putative
Exons: 2
Coding region: 282-1067 (261 amino acids)
Source: RefSeq, a predicted model, not a curated record
GAAGACAUCGGUUAUUAUUGGUUUAGAAAUAUCAUUAUCUAGUUAUUGGAUAGGAUGGCGCCCAUUCUUGAAUCGAACAUUCUUCUGAAGUGUCCCUGCUCGUACACGAGAGUUGAUCUAGGGGUGUUGACGUUUUUGUUUAUCGUGCUCGCAUGCUUGUCUGACUUUUAAAAAUACCGCAUGGAGCACAUUUGGUCAAGUUUGGCCCUUCAUUUACACCUUUCCUUUCGAGCUUCGAAUUCAAGACACUGAAAAGUGACAAAGUAAACAUACACAUUAAGAUGGCUCCAGUCAAGUACUUCUUCAUCGGCGCAGGUCUGUUGAUGUCGGCCAUGGCCGAUUAUGUCGCCUUCACAGAGUGGCCAGCCAGUUUGACUGCUGGUCAACCCGUGACUCUGAAAUGGGUCGGAGGCGGUGAUGCUCCCUUCACAAUCACCCUCCGAAAAGGCGCAUCAACCGACCUCCACGACGUCCAAGUCCUGACCACCGCCGCUACCAACGGCGAAUAUACCUGGACUCCCCCCCGCGAUCUCCAGAAUGCCAACGACUACGCUUUCCAAAUCUCUCAAGGAGAUCAAAUCAAUUAUACCGGUCUUUUGCCGCUAUCCGGUGGCUCAGACACGCCUAAUGCCAAUUCCCUGGACGGGACUCAAACGGAUGCCGCGAACUUGAGCAAUUCUGCUUCUGCGACUGAGACCGCUGCUGCUGCGUCGUCUUUGACUGAAUCCGCUGCAACUGCAGCGGCAUCCGCGACAGGUACCAUUGCCGGGGCGACUACAACAGCCACUGAUAGCGCUGCCUCGGCGACAUCUGCUGCUACAGGUAGCGCAACAACAACCGGUGGUACAAGCGCCAGCGAAGAAGGAGCCAGUGCAACGGCAUCAUCUGUAUCAACCGAGACCGCGUUGGCGUCGAAAAUGAAUACCCCUUUCGUCGGAUCGCACAUGGCAACGCCGACUACGGCAGCUUCGUCGAGCGUGCAGACCGGUUCUGCGGGUCGGGUUGUUGUUGUUGUUCCCCUUGCUUUGCUUGCUAGUUCCGCUGCUUUUCUCUUUGUGUUUGUUUAG